Seriola aureovittata is the source of this 8019-nucleotide messenger RNA. Its product is annotated as ephrin type-A receptor 6-like. Gene Ontology annotation, cellular component: neuron projection; plasma membrane. Gene Ontology annotation, biological process: cell surface receptor protein tyrosine kinase signaling pathway; axon guidance; protein phosphorylation. Lineage: Eukaryota; Metazoa; Chordata; Actinopteri; Carangiformes; Carangidae. The transcript is spliced from 17 exons. Gene Ontology annotation, molecular function: transmembrane-ephrin receptor activity; ATP binding; protein binding. The record is from RefSeq and is a predicted model, not a curated record. The coding region runs from base 2794 to 5754 and encodes 986 amino acids.
ACAAGGUGCAUCGCAAUUGAAGUUUAUAAUGGACUUAAGAUUUUUUUUUUUUUUAUCAGUUUGGAUUCAAUCCACGUGUGGGGCAGUUCUGUAUGAGCUGGCACUUCAUUGUGAACAGGACAUUAGUGAACCUAUUAGCGUUAUAAAGUCUCAUUGUCUCUGUCAGUUGUGCUGAUGUGGUCUCGUUCCAGCUCUUUGCCUGUGAUGAGUACAGAUGGACGGAGCUUGUUCUCUCUGGACAGGGGGAAUCAUAGCUCACAGUUAGGCCCCCUAUACACUACAGUCACACCUCAUUGACCACUAUUACAGCAAAGGAAACCAAAUCAUUGCAGGGGGGUGGCAGUAGAGGACCUCUUCUCAACAGUUUGCCCUCUUUGAUCAUCAUUCUAAGUCAUCACUGGUCUCAUCCUCUACAGGGAUGAGAGAUGAUUUAAGUCAUCUGCAAUAUGUUCUAUUUUGCAUUUUUAGUAGUAGACCAGCAGUAAUAGAUAAGGUAUUCAUCAUUGGAAAUAAUAGUGGCUGUGGUAGCAGCACUAUCUCAUAACCAUAGAGAAUAAAGAGAGAAAGAAAACAUCUCAGCCAGAAGUCUGUAGACAUUUUAUAGAUUAUUUUGGGGUAUAAAGGCAUAAAGUGGCUGGAAGUGUGAAAGCGAUUAAAAUAUUUAAUUCUGUUUCCCCAUCAAUGAUAAAUUUACUGUACACACACUGUUACCACCAGUCUAAAAUUUCAAUAACCACCCCUCUUACUGAGAGGCACCACAACAUUUAUCCAUCUUUUUAUAGCUGCAAUACAUCUGCAAUGUGACGUUAAUAGCUUGAUCCAUUUCGGUAGAAUGUACGGCCUCCCUCGAGCCACAAUAGACACAAACAGGCCGCUGUGGUCAAUAUAUUCUCCUCCACAACCCCUCUGUCCUCCAAUGUGUUUGCACGUUGUGCCGCACAAAGUCAGCAGUCAGCUGGCAGCUUCUUCUUCUGCAUUGUUUGGUGAUUGGCUGGCAGCUAAGUGGUGGUGACGGAUUGUGAUGUUGAUGUAUUUACCCCCUCUGCGCUGACAGGUAGCUGUUGCUAUGUUCUGAUUGACUGGGUCCCAUCACAGCAGCCGGCAUUGCUUUGUUUAACCCGGUCAGGUUGGGGAGGGUUUGCUUACUCAUUCGAUGAGACGUCCAUGAAGAUGAGAGGAAGACCUUUCGUAAUCUUGGCUGACAUUGGUGGCUUGGCAAGCUCACUGUUGUAGCUACUACAAAUGGAUGGAAAUGAAGCUGCACUUCCUGUGGGAUAAGGUUUGCUGUAACUGACAUGCUGAACAAGAGACGGCUGCUCCACAUCAGCGCUGGUGUAACACCUAUUAUCUGUAAAAUCCGUUGAGUAUUUCAGAUGUCACCAUCACAGAAAACAGAAAAUCCACUCAAAAUAGACUUUAGGGUUGUUCUUCCAGUCCACAGUAAAUGUGAUCAACAUUGUUUCCCCAAGGAUGAAAUCAGUGCAGUAUAACUCCAACGGAGAGAUUUAUUAGACGUCACUUUUUUUUUUUUUUUACAGUUGGUCUGUCUGCAGUGAAUUUGUGGUUGAGUGUGUUUUUCACCCCUAUUAGCCACUUUCACAUGGAGCAACCCCAGGACUUGUCUCAGGUUACAUCAUCACCACAGUCUGUCUGUCUGCUGCUCAAUUUAAGAGGAAACUCGUUCAGAUUUACAGAUUAAAAUUAUCUGUGUAUGACGCACUUCCCUUUACACUGCUGGUCAAAGGGUCUGGAAGUAUCACUAUAGGUCACAAAGCAUUUCAAUAGGUGCACAUACUGUACUGCAUGUCCUCUAAUGCAUAAUGUGUUUGAGUAGACGCGUUGACAUUUUAUACAGGGAUCAAAGUUAAAUGUUAAAACAACAGAGAAUGCAUCCAUUCAGUUGUUUUAAGUUACACAUUGACUGAUUUGAAAGGGAUUGCCAGCAAGAGCACUUUGUUAUUAUUUAAUUUAUCAAACCAUGUGCAAGAGACUUAUAACAAGUUUCACAUUUUACAACCCUGGUAACAUUUCACGGUUGAUAAUAACAUAUAAAAGAAAUAUUCAGGGGGGAAUCAUAUCAGACAGGGAUAUAGGAGGCUAUAUUUAACAUUCUCAGGUCCUUGUGGAAAAAUUUGGGAAGCCCUGCACUUGAACCAGUAGAUAACACACACACACACACACACACACACACACACAGACACGCCAUUGCCUUGUCAGCUAACCCCCUCUAGUGCCGAGCAUCCUGCACAGAUGCGCACAGUCUCCCACCGUAGCCGCCGCUUCAGCUGCUCCUCCGCUGCAUCCCAGUCAUUCCUCUGUUCGCCGACCACGUCUCGCUGCUACGGCGGACCCGGGCUGGAGACAGGCAGCUGGCACUCCGCGGCACAUCACCGCGCGAACAGCAGGAUCUCUAAAGUCUGUCACGACUCUGUGCGCCACGGAGACGCACCAGAUUUGAUGAGGGCAUUUUAGUGUCUCUUUGAAAAAAUGUAAUAACGGUGACUGAAGUCCAUGGGAAAUCUUCAAAGUUGUUAGGACAAAAGUGAUUCUUAUCUUGUGUGAAAAAAAAAAGAAAAUCACUUUAGACUUUAUCCAAAUUCUGUCCGUUCCGCGUCGCCACCGCCGCCGCUGCCAGCAGGUAAAGGAUGGAUCUCUUGUUCAGUCCCACGGCAGUUCUCUUUAUCCAGGACCAAAUGUAAGGACCAAGACCGGGUGGAUCGGUGCUUGUGGAGGAUCGUUUUUCUCUGACCAAAUUACCUCUCGGACAGAAGUACCUCAGAUGCUGCAGCAGACAUGACUUUUGGAAAGAGAUUUUUCGUCGUUUCACUCUUUCUUGGGAUUGUCCUCACUCGCUUCAGCCAGUGCAACCAAGUUGUGCUGCUGGAUACGACGUCUGUGUUAGGAGAGCUUGGAUGGAAGACGUAUCCCAUAAACGGGUGGGAUGCCAUCACGGAGAUGGACGAGCACAACCGACCCAUCCAUACUUUCCAGGUUUGCAAUGUGAUGGAGCCCAAUCAGAAUAACUGGCUUCGUUCCAACUGGAUUUCUCGACAGGCAGCUCAAAAGAUCUACGUGGAGCUUCGCUUCACCCUGCGUGACUGCAACUCCAUCCCUUGGGUAUCUGGCACCUGCAAGGAGACCUUCAACCUCUUCUACCAUGAGACUGAUGAGGCUCAUGGUGUCAAAUUCAAGCCUGCGCAGUACACUAAGAUUGACACCAUCGCUGCUGAUGAGAGCUUCACUCAGAUGGAUCUCGGAGACCGUAUCCUCAAGCUCAACACAGAGGUGCGCGAGGUGGGACCCAUGACCAGGAAGGGCUUCUAUCUGGCGUUCCAGGACAUUGGUGCCUGCAUUGCCUUGGUUUCUGUGAGGGUUUACUAUAAGAAAUGUCCGUUCACACUGAGGAACCUGGCCUCAUUUCCAGACACAGUGCCUCGUGUGGACUCUUCCUCACUGGUGGAGGUGAGGGGAGCGUGCAUUGACCAUGCUGAAGAAAGAGACACACCUAAACUGUUCUGUGGAGCUGAUGGUGAUUGGUUGGUUCCAUUGGGAAGAUGUGUCUGCAGCGUUGGGUAUGAGGAGCUCGAUGGCUCAUGUGUUGCGUGCCACCCGGGCUUCUACAAGGCAUAUGCUGGAAACAUAAAGUGUUCAAAGUGCCCUCCACACAGUUUCAGCUAUGGAGAAGGGGCUGCCAUCUGCCGCUGUGAGAAGGGCUUCUUCAGGGCUGAGAAAGAUCCUCCAACUAUGGCUUGCACACGCCCUCCAUCUCCUCCCCGCAACUUAAUGUUUAACCUGAAUGACACCUGUCUGAUGCUGGAGUGGUCACCUCCCAGCGACACGGGGGGCCGCCGGGACCUCACCUACAACGUCCAGUGCAAACGCUGUGGCCCCGAGCCUGACCAGUGCCAGCUGUGCGAUGAGGAGCUUCGUUUCCUGCCGCGACCAUUAGGCCUGACCAACGCCACUGUCACUGUCACGGACUUCUCAGCACACGCCAACUACACCUUCGAGAUUGAGUCGCUCAAUGGUGUGUCAGACAUGAGCUCCUUCCCUCGCCCGGUAGCUUUCAUCACCGUCAGCACUGACCAGGGCGGGCCGUCUGUGGUUGGGACGCUGAAGAAGGACUGGGCCUCUCCGAACAGCAUCGCUCUCUCCUGGCAGCAACCCGAACAGACAGCGCUGCCCAUCCUAGACUACGAGAUCAAAUAUUAUGAGAAGGAACAUGAGCAGCUGAGCUACUCGUCUACUCGCACCAAGGCUCCCAGUGUGAUCAUCUCAGGUUUAAAGCCAGCGACUUGGUACGUCUUCAGUGUUCGUACCCGCACGCCAGCUGGAUACAGUUCCUACUCGCCUAAAUAUGAAUACAAAACUACAGGAGACUCAUCGGACAUGGCUUCUGAUCAAGGCCAGGUGUUGGUCAUCGUCACGGCAGCGGUUGGUGGCUUUACCCUCCUCAUCAUCCUCACCCUCUUCCUCCUCAUCACUGGAAGGUGUCAGUGGUACUUCAAGGCCAAGAUGACCUCGGAGGAGAAAAGAAGGACCAGUUAUCAGAAUGGACAUAUCCCUUUCCCAGGAAUAAAGACCUAUGUAGACCCUGAUACAUACGAGGACCCCACUCAGGCCGUCCAUGAGUUCACCAAGGAGAUCGACCCAUCCAGGAUCCGCAUCGAGAGGGUGAUCGGAGCCGGGGAGUUUGGUGAGGUGUGCAGUGGUCGCCUGAGAACACCGGGGAAGAAGGAGAUUUCCGUGGCGAUAAAGACACUGAAGGGAGGCUAUGUGGAGCGUCAGAGGCGGGACUUCUUGCGUGAGGCAUCAAUCAUGGGCCAGUUUGACCACCCCAACAUCAUCAGGUUGGAAGGCGUGGUCACCAAAAGCAGACCUGUGAUGAUUGUGGUGGAAUACGUGGAAAAUGGAUCAUUGGACUCAUUUCUGAGGCAACAUGAUGGUCACUUCACUGUCAUCCAGCUGGUGGGCAUGCUGCGUGGCAUCGCCUCGGGCAUGAAGUACCUGUCAGACAUGGGCUAUGUUCACCGAGACCUGGCGGCUCGAAACAUCCUGGUCAACAGCAACUUGGUGUGUAAAGUGUCAGACUUCGGCCUGUCCCGAGUGCUGGAGGACGACCCGGAGGCUGCUUACACCACAACGGGUGGUAAGAUCCCAAUCCGAUGGACGGCACCUGAGGCCAUCUCAUACAGGAAAUUCUCCUCAGCCAGUGAUGCGUGGAGUUAUGGCAUUGUCAUGUGGGAAGUGAUGUCAUAUGGGGAACGGCCGUAUUGGGAGAUGUCCAAUCAGGAUGUGAUUCUGUCCAUUGAAGAGGGCUACCGGCUGCCUGCACCGAUGGGCUGCCCCGUGGCACUGCACCAACUGAUGCUGCACUGCUGGCAGAAGGAGAGGAGUCAUCGGCCCAAAUUCACAGAUGUUGUCUCCUUCUUGGAUAAACUGAUCCGCAACCCCAGCAGCCUGCUGCCACUGGUAGAGGACAUUCAGAGUCUACCAGAGUCUCCGGGGGAGGAAAUGGACUACCCAAUGUUCAUCUCCGUCGGUGACUGGCUGGACUCCAUCAAGAUGAGUCAGUACAAGAGCAAUUUCAUGGCAGCAGGCUACAACACAUUGGAUUCGGUUGCCAGGAUGAGUAUUGAAGAUGUGAGGCGUAUUGGGGUGGAGCUGAUCGGCCACCAGAGGCGGAUCAUCAGCAGCUUACAGACCCUUCGCCUUCAGCUACUGCACGAACAGGAGAAAGGUUUCCAUGUAUGAGGACGCCCAUUGAUACAACCUGGGAUGGACAGAUAGAUGGAGCAGACGAAAGUGAAGUCUAGACUGUAGGACAGACAGUCUGCAGCCUGUGCCUGAGUCUUAACCCCUCAUACAGGAGGUCAUUGGACAGACGACCACAGCAGACUGCCCUGUGGUCUCCCUCACAUCCAGUAGUAACAGACUUUUUUCUACUAUACACCCCUUACCCAGUAUACCUGGUUCUGCCAGACUAUUACAGCCUGAUAGACUUUACAGACUGGCCAUGGCCUCACUUAGGGGAAUGUAAUGCCUUGUUCCAGCAGCAGUACUUUGUGUGUGGAGCAACAAUAUCUAGAGACGUAGAUUUGCAAACAUAAUCUACUGAAUCUUUUGACUCUUCUUUUGUUUGUUCUUUUCUCGCUCUGAGUUAUGUGCUCAUGUAGCUGCUAUCGGGUGUGCAAUCGAAACGUUUUGUCUUUAAAAAAGAAAAAAAAAAAAUAUCCUCAAUAUUUUUUGUUUUGGAGUUUAAUAAUUUAUCAUGAAGGAAUUAUUUGCAUUGCUUUAGUUUACCCUCUCUCCAGAGAAUCUCGUACGCUAAUACUUGAAGAAAGAAGCAAGAAGCAAGUUAUGGAGAUUUCUUGAAUGUUUAAAAGUGUAUAGACAAUUAAUCGAUAAUUAUUAUCAUAACCUAAUAUCUAUAUAUGUGCAGUCCUGUUUGUGAAAGCCCUAGUAAAUCUGGAUCUUAUUUAAAUGUUUUAUUUAUUUCAGAUUUUUAUCCAAGUCAGCAAUACAGUAUUAUGCAGUCACCUCAGUAUCUCAGAGAGAUGAAGAAUUGUGCAAUGAGAGAACUCUUGUUGACAUGUAAACAUGAGGCUCACACAACACCAUCCACCUGUUUUUAUUGUCACAUGCUAAGCUUGCAGAACCGGACCCGUUGCCUUCAGGUGAAUAACCAUACAAGUCUAUUCUGACAGUUUUUAGCAGCCAGUGUACUCACAGUCGUGUGAUCAGCAGUUUUUUGGAUUGUGAAUGUUAAACAUUGCCUGAAAGUACACACACACACAGCUCCACUGUCUAAACAUAUGAAUGUUCACAGAUCUUAGAUACUGUAUAGCUAGGAGGUAUUUGCAAUUGUCUGGAAACUUAACAUGGACUUAUAUGGUUUUUCAGAAAUUGAUGAAAUCCUUUCACAUACAUUCAUUCUUUCUUUUAAGCCUGCAUACACUAACACAGGCAGUGGUUUGCGCUUCUGGGAAGAAGUUGAUCUAAGAUGUCAGAGCAGAAUAAUCCAUCUCAGGUGUGAAGCUACCAGAUGGAUUUCAGAGAGUACUACUUCUGCUCCAGUCUGUGCUUAGCUUGUGGUCAUGUAAAGGUUGUGGCACUUGUGGCAGUUCGGGAAAUCCGUGUACAUAAGAAUAGAAGUGAAAACUGUUGGAUCUGCAGUAGAUGAAGUCAAGUAUUCAGAUGUUUGCCAUUGAAAUAUUUUUUUUCAUUCUCUACGUCAGUGGUGAGUAGGAAGUUCUGCAGAAUAUAACUAGUUAGAGUCGGAGGCAGCAGAAGUAGCUAAAACCAGAUUGAUGGAAAGGGGAGAGAAAAGGAAAGCUUUUGUGCGAUUAAGACGGAGCUGAGAUUAAAGGAAGAGAAAGAAUGAGCAUUAACAGCAGCAUCAUAACUCGUGUCAUUCUUACAUCAACAGUAACAAACGCACCCACACACACAACACAUAUACACUCACACAGACACGCACACACUGAAUGCCUUACAGUUUGUUAACCAUGCAAGACAGAGAAACACUUUAGUUCAUGAGUUUCAGUGCAGUCACGGGACCUAGCCAUUAGUUUGAGUUGUAUUCCAUACUGAAGAGAACAGCCGCCCCUCUACAGCUGUGGCUUUCAUCACAAACUGGGGCUCAAUGAUUCAUGUCACAGGCAAACUGGAUCUAGAGAUCUGUGCCUUCCGGUCACAGCGUAGUUAUGCAUCCAGGCCUUCAGGAGUAGGAAAAAGUGCACAACACACAUCAAAACACGCCGCACACAUAUUUGCACACACACACACGCUCACGGUCAACACCCCUCUACAGGAUAUGGAGAAUAUCAGAUGCUGUUUGUUUAGCAUGUUCUACUGCUGAGCAAUGUUAGAACAUUCUUUUGUACAAAGUACAAGUCUACUUAUAAUUCUUGUAUUUUAUUUUUCUAUGAUUUCCAAAGAGAUGUUGUAGAUCUUGCACACUGUAAGAGGCAGUUACAGCGAAUAUUUAUUUGCAAAUAAAGAUGAACAGUUCUGGUG